Messenger RNA from Haliotis rufescens (red abalone), 1562 nucleotides. Its product is annotated as transcription intermediary factor 1-beta-like. NCBI's taxonomy places the organism in Eukaryota, Metazoa, Mollusca, Gastropoda, Lepetellida, Haliotidae. The transcript has a single exon. The record is from RefSeq and is a predicted model, not a curated record. Bases 79 to 1119 code for a protein of 346 amino acids. Gene Ontology annotation, molecular function: zinc ion binding.
UUUGAGGGAGAAGGCAUUCCAAGUAUUUGUCAUCUUGCGCCUCUGAUAUCCUCCUUCGAGACAUGUUCACAGUGAAUCAUGAACCCUUGCCUUGCCAUGACAUGUUUUGAUACAGACAACUGCUGCCAUCCCUGCCAGGAUCUUGGAGAAAGUCAUCCGGCCAACUCCUACUGUCAAGACUGUGAUGUGCCGCUCUGUGAGAGAUGUGUGAAAAUGCAUGCGUCUCUUCCUGCAACGUCAAAGCACGUGAUUGCUGACCUUGGUGGAGCAGUGAAGGUCACUAAACGACAGAGACCAAGGUGCACAGAACACAAUGACGACUUGGAUUUCUGCUGCAGAGACUGUAACAGAGCAAUAUUCCCCAAGUGUUGUGCCUUAUACCACAGGAAAUGCGACUCUGUGUUCACUAUUCAGUCCAUAAUGUCUGAGAUGAGAAGUGUUCUUACACACAAUAAGGGAUUGAUUACACAGAGCUUUGACGACACGGGCAGAUCACUUCAACAACACAGAUCACAGAUUGAUGCGAUCAGCCACAACAAAGACAAAAUUAAGUCACAGAUCAGACAGGCCUCACAGAAAGCCAUGGACGUGAUUAAAGAGAAGGAGAACCAGCUGCUGGAGGAGCUGAAUGAGAUGACAGAGAAGCAGUCUGGCCAACUAAGGGGGCGGAUAAAGUCAGGGGAAAUAGACAUGCAGAUGUAUCAACAAUACAUAGAGUACAUCACCCAGAUGUUGAAGUCUGGGAGUGAGACUGACAUGUUUGGCAUGUACCAAAUGUGUCGGUCAGGGGCAAUCAAGAAGGCAACAGACAGGGAUGUCACUUUCACAGACAGUGGUCAAGAUACAAAUCUUAUAUUUGUGAAUGAAAUAGAUGAGAGGAAAUUACACAAGGAUGUACAACUUGGUAGAAUUCAACAGAACAUUUAUGACGUUAUAUAUACGCAAAUUGGUAAAACACAGAGUGGCACAUUUGACGUCAUGUGCAGACCAGUGUUACACAAGACAGUCGGCAUUAGGGUCGAUGGCGACAAGAAGCAGCCGUAUCCAUCUGACGUCACAGUCCUGGUUGUGGAUGGUGAGGAGACACUGGUGGUCACAACUACAACAAUAAAUGUCUGAAAUCCUUCUGCACAAAGAAUGACAUAUCACAACACAGUAAACUGGAUCUUCCAAGUAACCCAAGAUCUGUGACGAGGCUGAGGGACAACCAGAUGGCUGUAUCAGUCUGGGCACACAAUGAGAUUGUAAUAGUACGGGUCACCCCUGACCUUGUACUACAGUCACGUGUCACAACAAAGAAGAAGUACACAUGUCUAACAGACUUGAGUCCUUCAACAUUAGCAGCAGGUUGUUGGGAUCCUCCCUGUGUUGACAUCCUGGAUGUAUCGGGGAGAGUAAUGAGGUCAGUCAGUGCACUCAACACACGGGAUAUAUAACCCUAUUUUCCUCUGUGCUACAGACAGGGGCAACAUCCUGGUGUCAGAUUCUGGGCCGCACUCUGUCUACUGUAUCACACCAGAGGGAGAUGUUGUGUUCACCUACACCCCUACAAGAGUCAAGAG